Messenger RNA from Trypanosoma cruzi, 1140 nucleotides. RefSeq lists its product as uncharacterized. Gene Ontology annotation, biological process: negative regulation of translation; negative regulation of ribosome biogenesis. NCBI's taxonomy places the organism in Eukaryota, Euglenozoa, Kinetoplastea, Trypanosomatida, Trypanosomatidae. Bases 1 to 1140 code for a protein of 379 amino acids. Gene Ontology annotation, molecular function: ribosomal large subunit binding. The record is from RefSeq and is a predicted model, not a curated record. The transcript has a single exon.
AUGCAGCAGCGUCUCAGGACCUUAAUCAUAUCUAGCCACGUGAGCGACUCCAUCACGGUGGUGUCCGCGAGAUGUUCGUAUGGCUGCAGGCGUGUCGUGUUGCCGUGGGGAAGAAGCACCACGUUUCUUUCACUGUCCCAGGGGUGCGAUCCAACGCAAGCGCGAGGCGUCAGAUGGGCAUCGUCAGAAUCCGAUUCUGCAACGGUGGCUGCGGCUUCUUCGUCUUCUUAUUUGGGUUUUUUGCACGACGGUGCUGGUGAUUUUAUUGAUUUGGGCUUUGAAGAGAAUAAAAAGGGGCAUGCAUUCUCUGUGGUGACGUGGGAGCAGCAGCCUGCGCUCGGGGUCACGCGGGAGCCGGAGGUCCCCGAUGGACAAGAGUACUCGCGGCUCAACAUCCCUCUCGCUCACCCACGUGCUGGGCGAACGGAGCCUCGGCAUAACAGUCGCAGCAUCGCCACUACGAGUGAUACCAUUUGCGUCCAUGAAAAAAGCGACAAAAACGAGGACGGUGACCAUGACGCGGUCCAUUUGAAGGGGGCUCAUACCAAAUUCAAUGACGAGGGUGACGGCGGUGAGGGAUCCCUCCCAUACGACGAUGAGCUUUUUGCGGAGAUGCUGCUUAAAAUGGAAGUGGAGGGCGCCAUUGAUGAAACAUGGCAGGACGCACGCAAGGCCCAUAUAGAAGAUGUCAUAGAACUUUUGGAAGUUCUUCGCUCGCUUAAGGUACGCGACAUUUGCGCUAUAGAUGUCUCGGCAAAGACAAGCAAUUUUGACUACAUGCUUCUUGGGACAUGUGAAGGUCCACGACACAUUCAUUUAGCCGCGUGGGCAGUUCAGGAGGCGGACUCUUUGAAACGCAUUUCCAAGAUUAAACGUAAGCAGACUGAUCAUACUUGGGAAGUGGUGCCAGUUGGUAGAAUCAUCGUGAACCUCAUGCAGGAACCUCUUCGUGAGGAAAUGGCGCUCGAGCGUAAAUGGGCAGUGACGAAGUGCAUGGACCCCCUCACAGCAGCCAAUGCACCAGUGAGUGAGGGAAGACAGGUCAAGGCCCAUGGAUUAUGGACGUUGACGCUUAAUCUGCAGGAUUUAGAGGACUUUGAGGUGGAUUACUGCAAGGAUGUGUUGAUGCGACAGUUGUAA